Sungouiella intermedia is the source of this 3876-nucleotide messenger RNA. The record is from the annotation of a GenBank genome assembly. Lineage: Eukaryota; Fungi; Ascomycota; Pichiomycetes; Serinales; Metschnikowiaceae.
AUGGCGAAGUCUCUCCUCCACGAAACCGUGAAGGACCUUCACAGCCUUCUUCAACUAACGGAAAAUACUCCCACAUUACACUUCGAGACCAUUCUACGACGAACCGUGUCCAAUGUCUUCACACUUCUAGAACUUACGAGACCGCCUCAUCAUCUUGACAUCUACACUUCUGUAUACGAGAGCCGCCUGUUUAUUUACUACACGCAAAGUUCUGCCCCCCAUGCUGAGAUCAACAAUCAGAACAUCUAUCUGUAUUUGCAAGGCGUGGCUGUGGAGCAAUCGGGGCAGUCUGUGUUCGAUCAACUACUCCAUAUCCUAGCAGAAUCUCAUAGUUCCCAAAGACCUCCAAGACUCCGGCAGUCAUUUUCGGUGGUAAUUUCUCGGUUUUCAGAUUUGGUUCGCUUCUUACUACAAUUGCAGGCAGAUACAGAAAACGAUCUUGUGGAUUUUCUAACAAGAUGCUUUGUUUACGAGCAUUCCUAUAUUUCGAGGUUGAACUCCCAAUUGCACGAGAAGAUCGCUUCGGAAAACGACACUCAGUUAAUGGUGCUGGCGUUGGACAGUUUCAUUAGGAAAUCCCUGAGUGAGCCAGCCUCAGAUGUGGAUUCAAUCUUCACGCAUGACCAUCCACCUUCAGAUUCUGCUUUGACAUUCGAGUGCCUGGACGAAUCAUUUUCAAGACUCUAUCAUGUUUUUCUACAGCUAGCGCUCUCCAAAUCGCUGGAUUCUUUCAGUCUGGAUGCAUUUUCAUAUGUAAAGGUUAUGGUGAAGUUUUUCAAAGUCACCUACGAAGUGGAUUUUUUUGAACAUGACUUCCAUGAGUUCCAGGAUUUGAAGUUGGAUCGAAUCUGUGACUUUUACGUGGGUUCAGAAACUUCUGAAGGGUUUGUUCCUUCCAAGUUCCGUGUUCUUGCAAAGAAUAUCAUCAAAGAGAUGUAUGAGACUUCUAGAUAUUAUAUCACUGCAGAACCUGACACAGAAGGACGUAUUGACUUAGAAGCAACCAAUGAAGAGACCGAAUACCCUCCUAAGUUUCUGAAUGAUGAUCUAAUCGAUCUUGCUUCACAUUUAGAUGAUCUUGUGUCCGUGUUGGCUGAUUUUGGACUUGGAUUUGAUCUUCAAUUUUCGAGAACCUUCCAGACAUUUGUUCGAUUUGUGGCCCAAGACUUUAGUGUAGAUGCUCUGUCUGAGGAUUUGCAGUUCAUCCUGGCUGUAAACGAAACCGUUGCGAUUAUUAUAAAUUACAAGAGCCAAGAUUCAGAUAUCGAAGGCGAUCUGAUUCGGAGCAUUAUCUAUGACCUCCUCGAAAUGCAAUCGAGACUCCUCUCUGACUUGCCUAAUCUGACUUUGUUAAUGAAAGCAGCAAGGGAGAAUAUUAAAGCUGAGGAUAUUCUCAAAAGACAGGUCUUACGUGUAUGGAACCACAAAAUGAUAAGUGUGCACCAGUUGGAAUCUAUCUACACCGAUAAGGUUGAAGAAAAAGCAGAACGCGACUUGAUGAAGAGGAAAUUGAGCAUAUGGUACAACAAAACUGUUCGUUUUGAGAAAGUGCAGCUGCAAGCAGCAUCGUAUAGUGUCAAGAAGACAAUGGCGAAAGUUCUUUCCCGUUUUUGGUUACAGAAGAUUAUUUUUGUCUCCAGUGCUACCGCUCAGGCAGAUAUGCAAAGUUUGAAGCACGUCUUCAAAUUAUGGAGAAAAAAGUAUGACCAUUUUCUCCAGAAGCGAAAGAAUGUUAUGGAUCUUACUGCAAUUCAUUUGCGGCGGCGUGUUUGGAGCCUUUGGACUACUAAAUAUCAGGACGUCGUCGCCCUUCACGACAUAUCGCUGGACUUUUUCCAAGAGGCUCGAAAGAGGAAGGACUAUCAGGUGGUGGGUAAUACUUUUGGAGCUUUUAAGAAGAAAUUUGAAAAAGUUCAAUUCACUUACACAAAUCAUUUCGACAAGGAAGAAUAUUCAAGAAAGCUUUCCAAGCUUGAAUCAAUUGAAUUUCAAGUAAAAACAGGAAAGUACUUAAGAAAUUGGAUUCAAAAGUUCAAGAAUGAAAAGUCGUUAAGAGAGAUAACCUCUCGCUCUCAAUACCACUACAAGGACAAGGUUCUAACGAUGUGGAUGAAAAAAUUUAAAUUGAGAAAACUCGGUCGUCUACUCGAGAAAAAAACUAACAAAAUCUUAUUAUCAACUUCGCUAAGUCUGUGGAAAGUCAUUACAGAUGAUAGAGUUAAAGCUGAUUCCUUUCAAGCAUAUGCUUUAAACCAGAAAGUCAUGCGAUUGUGGAGGCUUAAGCUCAUCGAAGCUAAGGGAAGGAGCAAAGUUGACCACAAUGUAAUGUCUGCUGUUUUUAAGAAGUGGAAGGUACAAGUACUGUUUACUAGGCGUCUAAGAGAUACUAAUUCUGAUCUCGCCAACGAAGUUAUUCAAGAAUGGAAUCACAAAACUAAUGUCAUCAGGAGUAAUGGUGAGAUUGCUGUCAAUGUCUUCAAUACUAAUUUGUUGAAGCAACAUCUUCGACAAUGGUACUCGAGAUAUCGAAUGGUUUUAGAACUGAAUUCCAUUGCUGAUCUCAACUUUCAGAGGAGGCAUUUAGAUAAACUUGCGAAGCUGUAUAAUGUUUUGUGUGCCAACGACCAGAAGGCUGACAAUUUUCUUGCAGGUCAAUUACCAUUCUCCCAAAGAAUCCUUCUUUCAGCUGUUAUAUCAAAAUGGGGUGAAAGUUAUUUGAGGAUGUUCAAUAAUCAUACCCAAAAGGCAGUAUGCUCGUUCGAAGAGCGAAUUCGAACUCCGGGUACACUUUCUGUUUUUUUGAAUCAUUGGAAAAGUAAAAAAACUUACAAUGAUCAAAAACGAAGGCAACUCGAAUAUUAUUGUCAGCACCAUUUAGACACUUCAGCUACAAAGAGAGCCAUUUUCACAAAUUGGAUUGAGCUUUCUCGGCGAAGGUUGAAUGAUACUGAGAGAAGUUCGGAAUUCUACAUCACUUUACUUUCUAAGAGGUUUUUGCUUAUUUGGUACGAAAAAUUUGUGACAAAAGUCGAUUACUUAGAUGAUGUUGGACAACACAUGAUAGAUCAAAAGGAUUAUUUGCGACUCGUUGAGUUCUUGCGGAAGUGGAACUUACGAUAUAUAAAGAAUGUCAGGCGCAACCAACAAACACGAGAAAUAUUCACUGAAAAAUGGCAGAAAGCACACAUGCGGUCGAUAUUUGAGAUCUGGUUACAUAAAAUGAGAGGCAGGUCUCCUGAUUCGAUGUACGAUUUCACGGAAGCAGAUACCACUUUUGGAAGCAACUACUCGCCCUUGGCUAAGAAGAAUCCUAAACUACCAUCUGGCUCAAGCAUUUUAGACAGCCAAAGUUAUCUUAGUACCCCAGUCAAGAAGCAAGUGAAAAGCCCUUCUACCCCAUUUACACGUGGUAAAGGACCAAGUCCAACAAGACUACAAGAAACUAAUCAGAGGAUGAAGUUUGAUCGAAUGGACGCUAUGAUUACUCGAUAUAGACUGGCAAAGGGUGCGUCUAAGAAUGACAUUUUGAGGCCCUCAACUGCAACCAAAUUAUCUCCUCCCUCUCGUCGACCAAAAGUACAGAUUCCGGAACGACCACCUGCGCCCUUGUUUGAAGGUAUCUCAAGAAGUACGUCGCCCAACGCCACAUCUUCUCCUUCAGCGACUCCUGGACCCAUCGAGCACACUAAUCCGACAUCAAUCUCCGAUGACUCGAUUUUGAAUACUGCAAAGAAAUUGCAUAGGAUCAGACCACUUGUCGUUCCUCCAGAUGAUGAUAUUGAAGACUUUCAAUAUUCGUCAACUAACCGUCUUAGAGAGCGACUUACGUCACAGAGCGCCGUAGCGGGUCAAACAAAUGUCUUUGGGAUCUUAUAG